Messenger RNA from Cyclocybe aegerita, 1173 nucleotides. The record is from the annotation of a GenBank genome assembly. Lineage: Eukaryota; Fungi; Basidiomycota; Agaricomycetes; Agaricales; Hemipholiotaceae.
AUGCAUUUUCACAUCCUUGGUAUUGGGCCAGUUGGCAGGCUAUUCGCCCACCAUCUCCGGCGGACGCUUCCUGCGGCCCAUACAGUAAGCCUCAUACACAAAAAAAGACAAGAUCAUCAACGACUCCUCGGGACCUCCUUCGCUUUGGAGCGUGGCGGGAAGGUGCAGACCACAGAUGACUUCCAACACGAAGUCUUCGAAGAAUUGAUCUCAAAUCCUCCUUCUGCCAGCCCUCCAAUCAGCUCUGUUUUCGUUGCACUGAAGGCCCAGCACACUUAUCCUGCACUCAGCUUACUCGCGUCUCGACUUCGCCCACAUUCAACCAUCGUCCUCCUGCAAAAUGGCAUGGGCAUUUACGAAAACCUUAUAUCAACGAUAUUCCGGAAUCCCACGCAACGGCCCAACUUCAUUCUUGCGUCAAACACCCAUGGCGCCUUUCUGACAGAACCAUCCCACACCGUCCACGCUGGUGUGGGCUCGAUCGAGUUUGCAAUCGCCCCAGAUUCUCAAGGGCGCGAUUUCGAAGCCGGCCUCGACGAUGAAAGUACAGAAACUUCGCAACGUCGUCUCCGCCUAUCCGAUAUUACUUUUCCUGAAGAUACGCAGUCGGCAAGAUACCGGUCUUUACGAACGACCGUUGCAGCCCUCCUUGUCCUCGAAGAACUCAACACUUCAUGGAGAUCGUAUUCCGAUAUCCAAAUGAUCAUGCGACGCAAACUGGUUGUUAAUGCUGUCAUAAAUCCGCUCACAGCCCUCAUGGGCUGCCGAAAUGGACAGUUAUUCGAGCACCCCGAAGCGAAGGACCUUCUUCAGCAAGUGUGUGGCGAGGCCCAUAGUGCCUAUGCUGCACAAAUGAAGCACGACAUUGAGACGUGGCUACAGGACCUGGAGUCUUCAGGAGUCGAUAUGACUAAGGUUCAAGUCCCGACGUUCCCGGAGACGUUGACCAGCGAAGCUCUUCAGAAAGAGACUGUGCGUAUCGCCGAACUGACGAAAGGCAACAUAUCGUCAACGCUACGGGAUGUUCGAAGAGGGAGGAAAACAGAACUCGACUUCAUCAAUGGGUAUUUGGUGGGCCUCGGACGGACUUACGGAUUAGACAUGCCAGUCAACUCGACCCUUCUCAACCUUGUCAAGCUACGGCAUCGAAUGCCUUUGGAUCCAAUACUAUAA